Molecule: messenger RNA, 3008 nt
Organism: Salvia splendens (bonfire salvia)
Lineage: Eukaryota; Viridiplantae; Streptophyta; Magnoliopsida; Lamiales; Lamiaceae
Product: cleavage and polyadenylation specificity factor subunit 6
Exons: 5
Coding region: 312-2612 (766 amino acids)
Molecular function (GO): RNA binding
Source: RefSeq, a predicted model, not a curated record
AUGGAGUACAUACAUUUGAAUAACUCAAUUAUGAAGUAUACCUAAAAUUAAUUAAGAGCCCAACCAUAUUGCUCCUUCUAGGUUUAGCCCCAAAUUUCUAAGCCGGCGCCGAACCCUAAGCUGAAUCUGAUUAGAUCAUCUGAGUGGAAUAUGUGUUGUUAACGUAGGCGGAGAGAGCUCGAACGGAGAAUCGGAGGCUCUGCUUCGUCAAUGGAGAGAAUUAAGAGCUUUGUAACUGCAUUGUAGGAUUUUUGUCAGGUAUAGGUCCUCUUGAAGGUUGCAAGCUCAUUCAGAAUAAAAAGUCAUGAAGAAUGAGGCAAUUGAAUGGAGGCAUGCACAAGAGACAUCUUUUAGGUUGCAGAAAGAGAGUGAAACCAAGAGAAGAGAGUGAAAUGAACAUGGAAACAAAUAAAUGGUGGCUGGCCCUUUUUAUACCCUUAUUGUUUAGAGUAGUGAGUCAAGUGAUGGAUGUAAAUGAAGUUGGAGGUGGAGGUGCUGGUUAUGGUGGAGAUCCGAAUGAGCAGUUCCACCGAAACGAGGCAAUCUCAGCUGUUGCUGAUGAUGAUGGUUUUCUUGGCGAGGAGGAUGACGACUAUGAGGAUCUCUACAAUGACGUUAAUGUUGGUGAGAACUUCCAGCAGUCUCUUCGUAGGAAUGAGGACAACCCAACGCACAGGAACGAGGAAGUGCAAGACAAGAAGCCGAAGGUGGCCCAACCCACGCCACAGCUGCAGUUGCAGCCACAGCUUCAGCUGCAACCUCAAUCACACCUAGAGGGUGGAGGUAUUGGUUUGCCAGAUGAUGCAGCUUCAUCCAGGAUUCCUGGUGUAGUAGAGGGGUUUCACGAUGUAGGAUUUAGAGGGAAUGCCAGUGCAAGUGACGUGGGACUUGGUAGAGGUGCGGGAGGGCUAGUUCCUGGUGGUGGGGGUGGAUUUAGAGUUGAGUUAGGGCAGUCAUCGAAUAAAAUAGCUGAUUUGGAAGAGCGGGCCGUAAACAGCAAUGUCCCAAAUAACCAACAAAUGGUUCAUCAUCAGCAGCCACAUGCGGCUAACUUAGGGACUUAUGAUAAUGCUAGGAGCACGGGGAAUAUGAACGGGUCUGGUGGAAAUGUGUAUGGAGCUGAUGGUGUGAGUGGAGGGCCUGGCGGUGGAGGUGAUGGAGCAGUUGGAGGUGGAGGUGGGAUUGGCAGUGGGGGUGGAGGGACAAUCCUCUUUGUCGGUGACCUUCAUUGGUGGACAACAGAUGGUGAACUGGAAGCAGAACUUUGCAAGUAUGGACCAGUAAAAGAGGUGAAGUUCUUUGAUGAGAGAGCUAGUGGCAAGUCCAAAGGAUACUGUCAAGUCGAGUUUUUUGAUCCUGGAGCUGCCACCUCCUGCAAAGAAGGAAUGAAUGGCCAUGUUUUCAAUGGACGGCCCUGCGUUGUUGCUUAUGCCUCACCAUAUACUGUGAAAAGAAUGGGAGAGGCCCAGGUUAACAGAAAUCAACAACAAAUGGGUGGGACAGCACUUAACCAACCUAGGAGAGGUCCUGCGGAUUUACCUAGUAAACCUGGUGGAGUUGGUAACAAUAUACCUGCUGUUGGAAAUCAGCAUAGUGCUGGGGAUAAUAGUGGCAGGGGCUUUGGGAGAGGAAACUGGGGUAGAGGUAAUGCUCAGGUAGGGAUUAAUAACAGAGGCCCAGUUGGCCCAAUGAGGAAUAGGGCUGGUGGAAUGGCUGGUCGUGGCUUAGCUGGUAAUGGAUUUGGUCAGGUUGGUGGAGCCCCUCCAAUGAUGCACCCUCAGGCUAUGAUGGGCCAAGGUUUUGAUCCUGCUUUUGCAGGUCAUAUGGGGAGAAUGGGUGGUUAUGGUGGAUUUCCUGGAGCUCCUGCAGCUCCCUUUCCGGGCAUCAUGUCUUCAUUUGGGCCUGUUGGAAAUGUCGGUUUGCCCGGUGUAGCUCCACAUGUUAAUCCUGCGUUCUUUGGGAGGGGGAUGCCCUUGGGUGGCAUGGGGAUGGGUCCCACUCCUGGAGUUGAGGGGCCUAAUAUGGGAAUGUGGUCAGAUCCUAAUAUGGGAGGAUGGGCAGGUGAUGAACAUGGAGGGAGAGCAGGGGAAUCUAGUUAUGGGGAAGAAGCUACUUCGGACCAUCAGUAUGGGGAGGGGAGUCAAGAAAGGGGGCCGUGGACAAAUACCACGAAGGAUAAAGAUAGAGGGUCAGAAAGGGACUGGUCUGGCUCUUCUGAAAGAAGGUACAGAGAUGAUCGAGGAGCUGGGUAUGAAAGAGAAGCGCCUAGAGAGAAAGCUGUUCGUCAAGAUCUUGAUUGGUCAGAAAGGAGACAUCGUGAUGACAAAGAUGUCGGCAGAGACAGGCAAAAAGAGCGGGAAAAGGAUCGUGAGCGUUCCAUAGACCAUGAGCGUGGUGGCCGUGAGCGUGACAGAGAACGGCAUAGAGAUGAUAGAGACAGAUAUGCGGAUCACCAUAGGCACAAAAACCGCGAGGCAGAAUAUGAUGAUGAUUGGGACAGGGGAAGAUCAUCAAGAUCCCAUGGCAAGUCAAGGGUGUCUCAUGAGGAAGAGCAUAGAUCACGAUCAAGGGAUGCUGAUUAUGGGAAGAGGCGACGUCUGACCUCUGAGUAACUCUUAUGGAUUGCAGAGCAACUUGAAGAUAAUUCUUCUCUUCUUGCUGGAUGCUAUUGGGAGGCAUUGAUAUUCCGUUGGAGGUUGUUCGCUGAAGUCUGGAAUCCAGCAAAAGCAGAGGGUGCAUAAGAUUCUACUUAGUAGAGGAUGAGAAGUCAUGGUUAAACCUCGUAGUGUUCGUUAGGCAGAGAACCUUCUAUUUAGUUGUCAGACAUUUCAUUUAUGUUAAAACUCGAUUGUGUCUUUUUCAAAUCAAUGUUGUGGAUGAUGGGUUAAAAGGCAUAGUGGAUAUUUGAAAAUGAGAUGUUGUAUGCAUAUGAUGUAAUUAGAUUAAAAGACUUAGGAUGUUCCCUCUUUGCCCAUAUUUUUGUUUUGAAUUUUGUUCAUGUAAUUGUU